Molecule: messenger RNA, 1579 nt
Organism: Athalia rosae (coleseed sawfly)
Lineage: Eukaryota; Metazoa; Arthropoda; Insecta; Hymenoptera; Athaliidae
Product: dual oxidase maturation factor 1-like
Exons: 11
Coding region: 158-1492 (444 amino acids)
Biological process (GO): protein transport
Cellular component (GO): endoplasmic reticulum membrane
Source: RefSeq, a predicted model, not a curated record
CUUGGCAUCCUCGAGGAAGCGGAUGUUGAACCUCGAUAAGAAAUCUUCUCAUACCAUGAGAGCCUGCCUGAUAAUUAAAUUAGCACGUAUUCAUGGAUAUUGACAUUUCCUCAACGUUUCUCACAGACAAGUUAAUUUUUUUAAACAGUGUAAAGCGAUGGGGUAUUUCAAUUAUGGAAGAAUGGAAGGUUUUCCAUCGCAGUAUCCUGGAAAAAAAUCCCCUGUAACUAUCGAUGUCCUUGAAGCCGGUCUGAUUCUGGCAUUUGUCAUCGUUGCCACCGCCUUUUUGAUUAUCAUUUUAGGCUUCAGCCUCAAGAGGAGCAUCAAUGCCUUCUUCAAAGUUUUUGCCAGUCUUACAAUCGGAUGUUGUUUAAUGCUCGGAAAUUUCGGGCAAGAAUGGGAAGUGGGUAGUGUGGCAACCAGAACUCCUUAUCGCGCUGGCAGUCCGCAUCAAAUAAACGCGAGCAUCGGCAUAAAGUUGGGCUUGCGUUCAAUAAAUAUCACAUUGGAUGGAUACACUGAAACAGGCUCUCCUCUUGAAAACGAGACAAUCAAUUACAACGAAAGAUUCUCAUGGACGUGGGAUCAGGGACGGCUUGGAUUUGGCCCAUACGCUGGUUUGCUGCAACGAACUUUCCGGGAGGCUCAAAGAAAGGGUGUGCCUAUUCCAAUUCUUUCUAUCAUUGAGUACUUAGUCGUUGAUGGGGAAGGUCUGCGAUAUGGCAGAUUUUAUCGGACAGCUGGGUGGUACACGCAUAUUCUAAUGUGUUUUCUGCCACCUGUUGCUCUCAAUAGGACCGCCUUUACUACCUGGCUUUUAGCAAACGCAUUUUUGAUCAGCGUUGGACGCUAUGCAGCAUAUUUUCUUGGUCUGACUGGCCUUUUGCAGAUCUUGGCCUGCAUCGUCUGGGUUAUUGUUCGUAAUCCCUAUCCACUCAGUAUCCCCUUUGAAAAUGGCACAAUAACUCCAAGUUACGGGUCCCAUUUCUGGAUAGUAUUCGUUUGUGGCGUCACAUGCGUGUUACUUGCCAUGAUAAUUGUCAUAAUGGACCUCAGAUUUCCUGACGAAUUAUCCAGUUUUCUCGGGUUGGAUCCCAUCUCCGACUACGACGAGUAUGUGCUCAAACAGAGUCAAAUUGAAGUUUUGAGGAGAAAGAAUGGAAUGCGGUCCAAUUUAAUGGAGAUGCGGUCACUUGGUGAGGAGGUUGAUCAAUCUUGGGUUCAAUCGCUGCACAAGGAUCCCACCAUGACAGUUUUAAAGAGACGCUCCUCCGCUACCAAGGCACAGAAAGCUUUGUUUAGAUUGCCGUUACCGGUUACCCCCGCAAUUGAUGAAUCGGCAGAUGACGAUUCCCCAAUUUACGAGAAUCGCUACAUCGCACAGCCAAGUGGGUCGGACAUAAUGCAAAAAUCAACAGUAAGUCACAGUCGGGAGAAACUUUGUCCACCGCUGCCGAAAAAAACCAAGAACCUACAGAACAGAAGAAAUUGACUAGCGAACUAUUUGGUGGGUCAACUUCCAUUAUUUUCACAUGUAUAUGAUACUAACAUUCUUCUAAAAUAAACUUGAAACUCACAA